GUGUCAAGCUUUGUGGUUCUUCAGCAGCACAAGAAGCACUUUGUCUCGUGAGGGGGGUGUUGACAGGAGGAAGAGGGGGAGGCGUAGGGAGACAGAAUUGGACUGGCCCGGUUCACUUAGAUUGGCAGAGCCCGCACUGGGACCAAAGAGGACGAGGCCCGAGGAGAGGGGCCACAAAGCAGGAGAAGAAGGGUGGACACCUCGAGACCCCCCUUUUUGGUUUUGGGAUACACUUGGACACCGGGCCGGAGGGGAGGGGGCCCGCAUGAUUCCUCAGUGUCCGCAGGCUGAAAUGAUGGUGGUGAUGCACCGACAGCAGAGCGGCGGAUUCCUCCAGAGCUCUACACGCUGCACCGCAACCCCACACCCGAGAGUGAGCCUCCCGCUGCAGGGACACACGCUACUGCUGCACCAAACCGGAUUUCCAUACCGAUGCUUUAGCCAAAUAACCGGGUAACAGACAACCCAGCAGCUCCAUUCAUACUCCACCCUGUCUGCGGGAUGAGACGGGGGGCUACGGCGAAGGGAGACCCCAGCUUUCUGCGUUUUACUGCACCUGCUUUCAUGUGCAUACUCCGGUUGUUUUGAGCAAGAGAAGAGAGGUGGGGGGAAAAGAUGUUGGGGCGAUGCUACCGAGGCAAGCUGUCGGCAUGGGCCGCUCUGUGCGUGCUGGUGCUCUGCUGGUUUUACAUUUUCCCCGGCUACAGACUCCCACGCGAUAAAGAGAUAGUGGAGGAGGUGCUGAGGCAGGGGGAGGCAUGGGAGAGGAACCAGACCGGCAUCGAUUUGUACAGGUUCGUCUCAGGAAUCAGAUUGCUUUUCAUUGAUUUCUAGAGUGCGGCCCGGUGCCACCAGCUGUUCUUAAGGGAGACCCUCUUGGUACCCGGGGUCUCAGGAGAUGUACAGGAGCAGUGAAUUACAGAUACGCGAGGGGGAUCAUUACAGAUGUGUCCUUUUUGUUUACCUUUGCACCCACUUUAAGGGGCUGUCAUACAAAAUGUUUGAAAAAUUACAAACCCUGGGUUAUUAAUAAGGGUUAUUCAGGGAAAUGGUCAUCCCUUUGUGUCAGUAACCUCUAUUGUCUGAAUUAGGGUCCCUAUCAAGAAAAUUUAGUAGAAUAUUUGGGGGUGCAUUUUCAUCACCCUGCAAUAUGCUUCAGAACAAUUCAGUCAAUCUUUUCAGGCUGAAAAUUUAAGAGUUUUUUUUUUACUCAUUGUUUGCACCAGUUCCCUUACAUUCUUUUGUCUGUCUUGGAGUCCCUGACAAUGAAAAUUUUCAAGGAUUUUAGCUUAACCUUAUUUUCUUUACCUUGCAAUCACUUGAUGUCACAUAAAAAGGACAUGGGGAUAAUUUUUUUUUAAAUAUGUCAUGUUUAGCUUACAAACAUCACCAAUAAGGUUGAACAAGUUUUCGUCACCUGACCGUUAAGGUGUUGUAGCAUCAGUUAUCACAAGAGGAGACAUAAACAUUGUCCAUUUAUCCCAUUGGCACAUGUCAUUGAAGAGAUUAUGAUUGAUACGCAUUAGAAAGUAGUUCACGCUAUGAUGAAAACCUAGCAGAAUAUAGACUGUGAUUUUGCAAUAAUAACAAUUGAGGUUGUGAUCUCUCUAAAAUUUUCUUUUUUGACUUGUAGGACAUGAACGACAUGGGUGUUUUUCUUUUUUUUUAAUCAAAAUCCACCUUACAACCUCACAACUUUGAGUUUGCAAUUAGAUAUUUCUAGCAAAUUAAAGCACCUGUUAGGCAUUUUUUGACAAAUAUAGAAUAGACUAUAAGUCAUAUUGAUGCCUUUUCAUAAUGAAAAAAGCAAAAAGGACUACCAGCAACAAGAUGCAAAUUCAUAAAGUACACUUAAUACUGUUAUCUUUACUACCUCAAACUGGAGUGAGGGGGUAGGUGUCACUGGGGCUGCUGUGGAGGGAGUCAUGAUUUUGAUUUUACAUAUUGAAUAUUAACACAAAAAUAACACAGUUCACUGAUGACAGAAAAUAAAAUUAGUUUUUUUUGUCAAGAGACAUUACUUAAAGCUCCUGUGAGGAACCUUUGUCUGGUUUUGUCACAGGAGCCAAUUAUUGAAUUCAAGCAACUUAAAAGCUUGAAGUGUCUAUGAGGGGUUUGGUCACUAAUGAUAUAGACUGAAAUUCCUAUUGAUGUAUUUGUAUAAUACACAAAAGCAAACAAGACCAUCAGUGGCUAAAUAAACAUUGGUGUGAGAGGGUACAUGUCAGCCGGGCAGCUGAUCCAGCCCUGUUUUGACAGUUUUCCUUGUAUAAUAUUCACAAUAAAUCAUAUACUUGACUGUCAGCAGGAUGAAGAAUUAUGUCAAAAAUCACUUUUUAUAUGUGUCAAGGAUAAGAUAAGCAAAACUGUUUCGACCAUAGGUGGUGCCAAAAUGAACACAAAUCACAAGGCUCUUGAUAGUUUCAUGAAUCUAAUUCUAUAGACAAUGAUCCUCACAGAUGAAAAAAUAUGUUAAAGAAAUCUUGCAAAAUGAAAAAACUAAUACUUCAAAAGCAGCUUUUUAGAAAUGAGUUUUCAAAAUCUCAAUUCAAACAUCCACUAUAUUUGCAAGCAAUUCAUUUGUGAGCAUGAGCUGACUGUUCUGAAAGGCAAAGCCGAUUAGGAUCAUCAGGGAAGGUGACACCUGCAGGGCAGUGGACAACACCCACAGGACCAGUGAUGUUUGUGCCAUAGAGCCUUCAUUUGGUCCAAUUGUGCUGAGCAUGAACAGCUGAGAGGAGGGAAGCUGAGGACAAACAUCCUUUUCAUGAGCCCAUUGUUGAAUGUUUUUCAUAUGUAAAACUCAAAGUGUACACAACCUAAAUUUAUUAUAAUUUCCUCUGGUGUAGAGCUCCUGACCUCACACAGUAGUGAUUUGUCCCGUCAAACUGAAAAAUGUCUUCAUCUAACUGCCUCUUGCCAAAUAAAUACACGAUCGUCCUUGCUGUGUAUUACCAGAAUCCAAAGCCCUUCUUAAUCCAAUUUGUGUCAAAGUGACCAGACUUCUUAUUACAUCCAUGCUCUCUAUGUACAGGAAGCUGCUGACGGAGUGCUGCGAUCCCAAGAGGAUGUUUGCAGUCACCAAGGAGAAUUCGCCGAUGGGCAAAGUCCUGUGGUACGAUGGCGAGUUCUACCACUCGCACACCGUCAACAACGAGACCUACCCGCUCUUUGUGCAGGUAUGAAGUUAUGCAAAGAUACAGAUGUUUGGGCGCCAUUUGCAGACCAUUUGCUUUGUAGGUCUGUGUUUGUGUGUGUUUUUUAAUGACUUUUAGAGUUGCAGCUGUGUUUUCGCAAAGUAACAAGAUCCAAAACAAAUUUUCUCCCACUCAGUGAAAUGUGACACUGGUGCAAGAGAACAGGAGGUUUUAACAUAGAUACUGGUGAUCCAUACAAGAUGCGAAGAAAGGGCUGUGGAAGAGACAGACACUCUUAGGUGGGGUUAUGAAGGAGCAUGCUGGAGGGAGAGAGUAGUCAAUAUUCAUUGGGAGAGAUGUGAAAGGGCAGGCCUGGUAGAGUAAUUUAAUACCUAAAAGAGGUUCAUAUAUCAGUAUGAUGCUGGGAUAUUAUCACAUAUUACACAGUUCUCUUUCUUUUCAUAUUUAUGGCCUUGAUAAGCCACAUUAAAAUUCAACAAUAGUUUCUGCUUUUUGUUUAAAGCUCCAAAUAUGUCUCUUUGUUCUGUUGUGCAAUUUUCCACUGAAGUUUUUAAACCACGAGUUUAAGUGGGUGAAUGCAAAGGGAGGAUGUGCAACCAGUUUCGACCCCGCAAAGUAACUUCCUUUUCCAUGGAAGGAAAGUAAAAGAGAGAAAACACAAACCUCGAGUGUGCAUUUAUGCCUCUGUGCAUGUGUAUCUAGAUAAGGUCUGUGGGGCUAUUUUUACAUGGUUCCAUGCCUGUGUGUGGGUCAGUGGGUGUAUGUGUGUGUACAUGUGGAUGAGGGUAUGCGUUUGUGCCUGGAAACAGGACAAAACGGGAAACUCUGGUCUGAGUGCUGUUGCUGUGGUUUUUGUAUCCAGGGGCAGCACAUCUUGCUAAUAGUCAAGACUGGAUCCCCAUUACUGAUCUGCAGUCUCAUAUCCUGGCCGGUAAACACGAUGAAUAACUGACCCUAAUUUGCACGUGUGAACCGAGCAUGUUCAUUCAUGAGGGAUGGGGGGAGGUGAGGGUGAAUAAAUGAAGAAAUGAGAAUAUGAAGCGCGAGGGAAGCCGAGCUGAACCACUGUGUGCAUUAAUGUGCCGUUGUGGGCAUGUCUUGUCAACCCAGAGUUUAGUAUGUGUAGUAAGUAGAAUUUAAAAGCUGCUUUAUGAGUGGUGAUGCUCCAAAUCCAGAAUGAAUUGGAUCUGCUUUAGUUUUAAUUAAUAAUUUGGGUCAUUUUUCAAACAGCAAUGCCAAAGAUUUACUGGCUGCAGCUUCUCUGUUGCUUCGAUCUGCUGUUUUCCUUUCUAUCAUAUGAUGGAAACUGACUGUUCUGGGAUUUAGGUUUGAUGGUUGGACAAAGCAGGAGAUUCCUAGGAAUCAAACUGGUUUUGGAAAGUGGAAUUUAGAAAUGUUUAUGGCUUAAAUCCAGAAUAAAUCAGUUUGGAUUAGUAAUUUGGGUCAUUUUUGAAGCAGGGAUGGAAAGUACUUGCUGGUUAAACCUUUUGUUUUUGCAAAAAUGUGCUAGUUUUCUUUCUCUUUUAUGACGAUUCAUCAUUUUAAUUGCACGGUAUCAAUAUUAAAUUCUAAAAGUCUCAAAAGUUGAUUGUAGUUUUGAAAAUUUCUGCAGACAUCUAAACAACCACUGGAGUGGUGCAUCAAUCAUGUGGAUGCAAGGACAGUUUGCUCAUGAUGGAUGUGUGGAAGUAUUAUGAGGUGUUGGAAACAGGCAGCGCAGAAGCUGUUAGCAAUACUUGUGAAGCACAGGUGAUACAGUUAUGCAUCUCAAGAAGCAUCAUCCUGAGCAGCAGCGAGGGUUUCUAAAGAGAGAGAACGAAACAGCGCCAGUGCCUCUAAUUCAGUUAUUCCACAAAGCUAAAAAAUGAAGCAGCAGCUACCCAAAUGUGAAUGAGCUUAAAGCUACUGUAAGGGUUUUUUAUGUUGAGGAAAUCGACUGAAAUUCAAGCGACUUUCUGAUUUCUGUCCAGCUAUCUGAAAUUAUUAUGAAACACAAAUAUUCAAGGCGAAUAUUGAUGUUAAAACUAGAAGAAAAAGUAAAGUCAAAUAGAAAUCCAUUAUUAUAGUUAAACAGUGGUUGUCUACUCUAGUUAAGUGUUUCAGAUGGAUUUGAAUGAACGAAUGAGACAUGGCUGACAAAAAUAUCAAAAGCAGACUUUACAUGAAACACCAGCCAGAGACUGUAGUUUUGAUUUGGUGUCAGCAAGGAUGGGAACUUACUUAAUAUCAGUAUAUGUUGAAUUCAGUUUGAAAAUACUGGCAAAUCUGAUAAAAACGUGAUAUUCCUCAUCCCUACAAACUAUCAGGAAAGAAAAUAUUAAAGAUUCACGUAUUUGUUGCAUUAAAUGUGCAGUUUGAGGGUACAACUAUUGAUUUUGUGAAAUGUUCUGGACAUUUUUGACUUAAUCUUGACAGGAUAUUGACAAAAACCUCCAGCAGGGAGAAUGAUACACACAUUUAUAACGAUGGAAAUCAUCAUUUUAUGAGGCUCAGCCCUUUACAUGUUUCCAAAAUGAACAUUAUUUGGGGUGAAUUGCGCCUUUUGGUGAACAUACCUUCACAAAUUAGCCUUAAAAAGUUGUCCCUGACCAGUUUCAUGCAUGGCCCCUUUUACCAAGAAAAACUGUAAAUUUCCUCACAGACAGGUUAUCAGUUUCACAUCUUUGCGCCACUCAAGUGCCGGUUGGUUUCUGUCUCUUUGUGAAACUUGAGACAGGUUGUGGUUUGUACUUCCAGUAAGUAGGUGCAAGUUCUCUGCAAGUUUGUGUCAUGCAUUUCUGUUUCACUUCAGAGUUUUUCCCCCCACUGUAAGCUUAUCUGUGGUCUGUUACGUGCCGGGGGUAACCAGUGGUUUGGUGGGAUGCAUGAAGCACAAGCUUUCUCACACACACAAACAUAUUCUCUGCCCUCUCAAUUACCGGUGCUGUGAUUGCAGGUUUGAACAGCCUCACUACUCCAGCCUGGCAACAGCUACAGUAUCUGAACAUGCGCCAGGGAAUGUGCCAAUUUGGGCUUUGACAGUUAAUUGCGGGUUGGUUCAGUGGCUUGAACAGAGCGUCCAUACGCACAGUUCACUGGACUGUAGAGUAGGUCUAUAUGAUCUCGUUUUUUUCUGAUGUUCCCUUCGUGUACUUUUCCUUUUUAUCACCCCAUGCUGAAGAAAUGUCACGGGAUAAAAGGCAAAUAAAUAAAAUAAAUCUCAUUAUUACACAGACACUGUAAAACCAAACAGUAAUUAAGACAGUAGCUGCCUCCAGUGCUCUUAAAUGUGAGAUUUGAUCUACUUCAUCUGAGCUUGAAAAUCUUUCAGCUGGGGGCUGUGUCAGAAUGCUAAUUCAGUAACAUUUGACCAUUUCUGAAGCUUUCUAAGCUGCCGGUUAUGAAGUCUUAUCAGUUGCUGUUCUACUUAGUAAAACCCCAAACUAAAAAUGUACAAGACUGUGGUUAAAGAUCUGGAUUUAUGACUUUCCGGAAAUAGCUACAUGACACAUGCUACUGUAGUAAGUGUCCCCCCUCUUAAGUUUUAUCCCCACUUGCUGGUACCCCUCCCCGGCUUAAUGUGCUGUUAGCAGGGUAUUGUCCUCUGACUCAACUCUGUCACGCUCUAAAAGAGACCCUGAGGCAGGCUGAGUGUGUGUGUAUUCUCAAUUUUGUGCACUCGAAGGAGAAUAAUGGGCACAAUUGUUUCCGCCAUCUCCCCUAAUCCAUGCCCCUGACUUAAAUGCAGUCUGGGCAAAGGGAAAGGACAUUUUUGGCUGUUGCUUUUUGAAGCGCAGUGUUUCAGCAUUCUUAAACAAACAUAAUACAAUAUACUGUUCAACGUGAAGAUUCGAUUUAGAUAAUGAUAGGUGAUUUGAUUUUAGAGGGAGAGGACUUCCUUUUAAACCAAGGGGUUUGUGGAGAGAUUGUUGAUACUUCUGUUUAUUUAAAGCAAUAUAUUUGAUUUUGAAUAAAAAUAAAUGCACAUAGCUACUGGAUGAAAAGACAUUUAAUGGUAAGCUGACUGAAACUUAUUAAUGGGUAAAAGAGUUAGAUUACUUGUUUGCUUCGGGUCAAAGGUGGGGUAGGCAGGAUCUGAGGAAGUGCCAGUUUUUGGGAGAAAUCCUCAAAGAUGAAUACUUUAGAUAAUUACAAAUGGGGCCCGGUCAAUGUGAAAGUAAAAAGCAUUGGUGCUGCUGUAGAUGCCAACAGACUACCAACAAACACAAUGUUUGCAGGACUUCUACAACUAGGAUAAAGUGACAUAGUCCAGGACCCGAGGUAAACAGUUUAGUGGCGCUACCACACACAGCAGGUCCCGUUUGAUAAGAAACACUUCUGUUACAGACACUUUGUUUACUUUGUUAAAGCGGUUUACCUGUCCAGCAGAAGGGUUACAGGGUCCAGAAGAUCCCAAAGCCUCCCCCAUUGUUUAUGCUAGAUUGAUGUUGACCUGGCUUUUUUUUUAGCUCUUGUCCAGGUGGUCUAUCUCCUUUUUAAGCACCCGUUAUUCAGCCAGAGUCUACAGUAUUUACUUUGUUUUCAUGCUUGUGUUGGCAGUCAUAGCCAAAAGAAGGACUCAGACAAUUUUCCAUACUUUCUGGUUCGUUUCUACUGUCUGAUAUUGUAGCACGCUAACUUUGUUUGAGCUCGUGAACAUUAUUCAGGACGUGCCUCACAAUACGAGGGAGCAGCGUCUGCCUCACAACCAAUCAGGGGGAGGUGGAGAACGGCUUUGUUUACAGUCAGAAAGAGCGGGCCGCUCAAAAAAUUAAAAAUUUCCGUGUAAAAAUUACACGGACAUAACAGAACACAGCGAUGUUGUUAUAUUCCCAAAUGUCAUCAAUAACAAAUAGUUAUUGACUGAUAUUAAAACCUUUUUUGUAUAUACACCACAAAAAAAGAUGCCUCUUUAACAGAAUCCUGCCUAGCUUGCUUUAACAGCUAAAUUUGCCAAACUAACAGAUAAACAGUUCAGUGACCUAGAUGAGGAAAAUGAGUGAAAUAGUUAGCUUAACAUUAGUGGAAAUCAACAUCAGUGUUUGUGCCAGUAGCUCUGUUUGUUAAUGGCCAGAUGGUUGUGUUUCUGUGAACCCUAACCAAGCUGUACUUUUCCUUCUGCUCAGGACAACCCUCUGCAGCUGCCCCUGAAGAAGUGUGCUGUGGUGGGCAACGGUGGCAUUCUGCGGCAUAGCAAAUGUGGACGGGACAUUGACCGAGCCGACUUUAUCAUGCGGUGAGAAAAAAAAAAGGGACUCUUUAGUGUUUCUUCGCCGCACAAUCGAAUUGAAACUGCCGAGCCAGAGUGAGACAGAGUGAGAGAGAGAGAGCAGCCAAACACCAUUAGCCAUCAGUGAUAAUGAACGCUGGUGUCGAAUGUGGCCAAGAAAGACAGACAGACAGAAAAAUGGGUCACAGCGAGGGCAAGAGGGAAAUGAGGUUAGGCAUGAGAAAGCAAAAUAGGAGGAGGGUUAGAUAAGGGAGGACGAGCAGAUGAGCAGAAGGGCAUGAAGCAGAAUGAAACCAUCUGGAUGUGGGAAAUAAAAGGGGACACUAAGACAAACAAAGCUGCUGGAUAAAGCCUGUGAGAUGGUUUUGAGGUCACACAAGGAGACACAAUAUGAAUAUGAAGUAAAGGAGUUUUCCCUCUUGAUGUGGGUGAUCAUCCAGAUGCUUUUGUACUGGUUACUCACUCUGGAGGAACUGAAACCCUCUUUUAGGACAUGUGAUGUACUCCAAAGUGCUGAAGCAAAUCAAUCUGAGGGAGAUCUAAUGUGAGAUGUGUAGGUCAAAUUAAACCUUGAACAGGAGGAUACAUGUAUGCAAUCUUACAGUCAGUGCGUUUACAUGCACAGUUUAAUCGGACUAAGCUCAUAAUUCGUUUUUUUUUCGCCAAAUCGGACUUCUCUGCUUGUCCACGUAUACAUGCAGCUGAGAAAAUCGAAUUAUUGACGUGAACAUGUCCUCCUCCCCAAAACUAGGGGGCGAUAUAGAUCUUUUCAUCCGUGCUGUUUCCAGACCUUUUUAAAAGAUGUCUCCAUUCCUCGUUUUGCGACCGUCCAUGUACUUUAAAAUGUCCAUUUCUGUUAGGACGGAAAGCAUAACGGCACUCUCCUUGUCGUUCCAAAAGUGGACACUUUUAUGUUCCUAAGCCAAGCUGCAGUUGCUUCUGAGUCGAAAGUUCUUUUAAUGAUAGUGCCACGUCUUCUCUGGUGUUUUUUUCCGGGGUUUAUGGAGGCGUGGCGUAUGCGCAUAUGCAUUGUUCAAUCACACUCCAACUACGCUGGUUACAUGGCAGAGAAAAUCGAAUUGCAAACGCAUUUUCUGGGUGUCUUAAUCGGAGUUCUCAAACUCCCAUUAUAGUCGGACUAAGGUGUUCACAUGCACUUCAGUUGUCCGGUUGUCUUAAUCCAAGUAAGGCAAUAAUUCAGUUUUUCUCAAGUGUCAUGUAAACGUACUGACUAAUUAUAAUGUCACAAAAACAGCGCACUACAUACCCACAUACUUUACUGUUUUUCUGUCUGUCACUAUGCAAGUAUAUUGAUCAGCAGGUUGAUCAGGUUCAGCCCAAAGUACAAAUACACUUCAAGUUACCUGGAAAUGUCUUCAAACGCAAAUACAUGAGCCAAGAGUGAACCUCACCGUACCCCAAUGCAGCCGGAUUAGAGAUGUUUGUUAUUUUGCGGAGACUCACCCCAGUAACUAUAACACACUCUGGGUGUAAUGUGUCUGAUUUAACAUUUUGUGAAGAUGUUAUGGCCAGCGUGUGUUAUAGUAGUAUUUGCCUGGAGCGUUAACUCCUACUCUUUCAGCCCCCUCAGAAUAAAAAAAACAGAUCUUCAGCAGGCUUUCCUUGUAAACACACACAUCAGCACAGCCAUUAUAAUCAAAUGUAAUCAGGAGAGAAACAGGCAUGGUGAAUUGCUGUGGUGUUUCUGCUCUAAGUGCAUGAAUAACUGAUUCAGAUUAGCACAUGUGAAGCACGUGAAAUGCUAAUUUAUCUCGACUCUGUUUCGCUCCUUCAGGUGUAACCUUCCACCGCUCUCAAAGGAAUAUGUGGAGGAUGUGGGAACCAGAACGCAUCUGGUUACAGCCAACCCCAGCAUUAUAGAGAAAAGGUACUGAGUGGGCUUUUUGAAUACCAAAAAUUACAAUCACACUCAAUUCUGUUUUUGUAUAACCCAUCGCACAUCCAUCACUUGGAAAGCAUGUGUAACAAACUGCACUUUUAUUACCUUUUUUUGCACUCUAAAAAUUCAGCUGCACCCAAUGUGAAAAAUGACUUACUGCCCAGAAAAUGGCGCUAAAAAAAUAGCAAUCACUUUGCCGCCAGAGCUUGCUGGAUUCACAUCAAGAAAGAUGAGUCUAGCAACGCCAUUUUACAACAGCUUUCCUCCAUCUCUACCCUUGAAAUGGCAAUGUAAAAGGGGCUAUGAAUGAAAAAAGUUAACUUACAGAUUUAAACCUGCUGUUUAGAAACACCAGUAAGAAUCAUUGAAGCCUUUCGGGAAGAAUUAAGGAAGACAUCAAAGUUUGCAGCAGCACAGACAUGUGUAGGACAGAAUAAAAUGAAUUGUGGCAACAAGAAAAAUUAAUCAUUAGCAAGAAAAAGAUUCCCGAAAAGAAAGAAAAGUGAUGCAGAACAUCUGUCAAAGACAUUAGUAGAGGAAAGAGUUUUUUUCUUGGAGUUGGAGUAGAUUAGAGGUUAUCAGGAAGCUUCUUCCAUCUGCUCAAGUUGAACUCCGUCCUGAAAUCUUGACCAUCUUAAACUCUUUCACCAGUGGGGACCCUUUCCUGUAGUGUGGCAACACAGGAAAUUCAUUUCCCGUGUUGACACUCAGAGCAAAAAGGAAGGGGGGACAGCUGGUGUUAAAGAGCAGAUAACUGUGAGCACGACUUCAACAAAAGUCUCCUUUUCCUCUCCUUCUCACUCUCAGAUUUCAGAACCUCCUGUGGUCUAGAAAAGCCUUUGUGGAAAGCAUGAAGGCCUAUGGCUCCAGCUACAUCUACAUGCCUGCCUUCUCAAUGAAGCCUGGCACCGACCCAUCACUGCGGGCGUAUUACGCCCUGGCGGACACCUCCUCCGACCUCACCAUGCUCUUUGCCAAUCCAGAAUUCCUUCGCACCGUGGGGAAGUUCUGGAAAGGCCGCGGCGUCCACGCCAAACGCCUCUCCACGGGGCUCUUUCUGGUCAGCCUGGCCUUGGGGCUGUGCGAGGAAGUGACGGCCUAUGGUUUCUGGCCGUUUUCCGUCGGCCUGGAUGAAAAGCCGGUCAGCCACCAUUACUACGAUAACAUCCUGCCCUAUAAAUGGUUUCACGCCAUGCCGGAGGAGUUCGUCCAGCUUUGGCACCUGCAUAAAAGCGGCACUCUGCGCAUUAGAGUGGGACACUGCCCCCAGCAGGAAGGAGGGAGUUAGAGUAGGUUUUGAGGAGUCAGUGGAUUACAGUGAGCUUUGGGAACCAAACGGAGACGGAAGGUUGCAACGAAAACGGGGGCACACAUUCCCUUGUGAACCCUUUGUGAAUCCUGUGGUGCUGCAUCUGUGUCCAUUCACGCUCCUGCUGUCCCCCCCACAGCUAAUCCUUGAUUUCCAUGAGAACAUUCUCCCCUCAGACCUGCAGCAUCAGGGAAACAUGACGCCAUACACACACACACACACAUACAAUGUAAAAACUCAUACAUUCCCAAACAUGCCAUACUCCCUCCUCUCGGUUCUUAGAUUUGUGUGUGCAUGGAUGUGUGUUUAUUUAUCGAAAGCCUUAACCGGGACUAAACGUGGACUUUGCAGGGACGGAUGAGUGGGGGAUGUGUUCUCUUUUUGUAUGUAUGUUGACUACUGUAUCUGACUGACAUAUGGGGCAGCUGGACCAAAACCCCCUCCCCCUCUGGGUCUUUGUUAAUCAGAGACAGAAGGAGAAGAGGACCGAGGGGGGUUAUAAAACGCACUGAGAGACUGGCAAACCGCAAGAAAGAAGGGAGAGAUAGGGGUUUUCUGGUACCUAGUGGCUUGAAAAGGACGUGAAAUGGAGGGGAGAAAAGAGAGUCGGGGGAGAAAGAGUGAAAGCUGGCCGGUUUGUGUAUGAAAGGAUUUUCUUCUGCUUUUCUUCAACCAACCAAGCGCUUGAUUGGCAUUCUCUGGUGCCAAAUAGAGCUUUAGUUCAAAGCAGGAGCAAUUAGAGACAGCGUCUUAAGUACUAUAUACCGUCGAAUGUUUAGCCAAGUUGCUUUUUUAAAACCCUUCACUGAAAAGGGAACAUCCCAAUCUUUUUGUGUUUUGUUUUUUUUUUCGUUUGCCAAAUGUGGUGACAAAAUGUGAAUUCUUGCUGUUCAUCAGUGGCCAUGAAUAGAAGGGAGAGAUUUAACCAACCUUAAAAAAAAUCUGAAUUAAUCGCAAAAAAAAAAAAAAAAACAUCACACAUAAGUACCUCACAGACUGACUGCUCAGUACAUUUCAGUCACAAGUAGGCUUCUUAGGUCAAAAACAGCCAGAAAUCUCUCAGUAAAUGUUUGAUACUUGCCAAGUGCCAAGCCGAGGGAACAGUGCGGUCUUUGAUACGCACUCUUGCACUGUCCUUGUGCUCCCAAACGGCAAGAUAGUCAGAGACUCUUCAGGACUUGAUGUCACAAAACGAAGUCUACAUUAGUGUAUUCACUAGCUGGACUUUUUCCCUCAAAGUCAUACUCAGGGUGGGAAGCUUAGCAGGGGUAAUAAUGUACUGCUGUGUUCCAGGUUUGAAGUCAUGUAAACACUGACGCUGCUUACCUCAUAGGUAAACAGCUAAAAAGACAACAGGUCAUCAUAAGUCAGUGUUUCCCCUACAGUAUGUUUGGCAGGGUGCCCCGCCCUGCCAACGAGAUCCCAAUGAGAUCCGAAACGUGUGUCACAUUAAAGCUCCUGUGAGGAACUUUUUAAUUUUGUGAUUCAGUUCCCCUCUUGGAUGAAGCAGUAAUUCUCUCCUUACUGCUGAUCUUGUCCUAAGUAGUGUUUCCUCACAAAGCAAUCCUGCUUUACUUACACAGUUACACACGUGACUCAUUGUGAAGAUUCAUGACCAUCAAAAACUCUUGACUGGAGCUUUAAUUUUGGCUAAAGACAGUUUGCAGUGGUCAAUGCUACCAUUAGCUGUGGCCAGCUGAUUACUCCCUCUUGUAUUUCACUUGAUGAUAAUCCAAACAUGUCAGAUUCCUGUUCGUGUUUUUGACGACUUCCAAACCUGGUAUACACAAGCUCAACAUGCUAACAGCUUUUGUGCUUCCUGCUCUGAGUUUGAUGUCAAAGGAAAAUGAUCGCUGUGUGAGUAAAGUGAACGACUGAUCCUUUUUUGUCUUGAGAUGCUGGGCGUCAUUCAUGAAUUGUGAUUUAAUUGUGUGAUUACCAGAGUAAACAUUUCACAUCAGAGUACAGGAAGGACUUAGCCUCUACUCUGGGUUUUAUUAUUGUGAUUUUUUUUAAACUUUUUUUGUUCUAGCACAAGGGAAAUAACCCUGGAGUGGCAGACAAGGCUUUUGUGUUAGUUCUGCUUUUGUUAUUUUUGGUACUUGCUGUUUCUACAAGAUGUUAUUUAAGAGUGACAGAUGUGACUGUGCCAUAUUGUGUUCGCCACAACAAAGGAUGACUCUGCAUGGAAAGUGCAUGAGGCGCACCACCAUUGAAAUACUUGCGUGACUCAAGGUACCAUUCAUGCUGUUAGGCUGAAGCAUGGGUUUUUUUAUUUGCUCCUUGUCUGUUGGACUGAUUAGGACCCGGUGCCUUUGAGAUGCACAAAUCCAGAAUGACCAAACGAGGGAUAUUUCUAAUGCUUAUCAUGGUUUAAAAUGUGUUUUUUUUUUUUCAGCAGUGCUUGGCUUUUUGGAUCAGUUGGACUGUAUGUGAAAAUGUUGUGUAAAACUAGAUUGAAGAGAGCCGCAUGCUGGACUAAGUCAAAAGAAAAUGUACCAAUUCCUCGUCCAAAUGCACUCAUGGCUCCAGAAGAACUGAGCUCGACCAACAUGCUUUUAAUUGUGAAGUUUCUUAUUUGCACCUUUUUUAAUUUUUGCUCUCCUGUCCAGUAUUGUGAAUGAAUGAGACGUGACUUAGCGUGGAUUUUUGAGUAAGCAUGAUGAAUUUUAAUAUGUAUGUGCUUUUGGUACACAGAUUUGUAUCUAUUUCCAUUACCUUCUGAUUCAUGGCCUCAUUCCAUCCUAUCUGAGUGACUUAAAAAAAAAAAAUCAGUGCAAAGCUUCGAUUUCUUACCAAAAGGGAGAUGAGUCAGUAAUGUAAAUAUAAGACUGUUAGCAUCAAUGUCCAGUAAGUUAAGAUCCGCAGUUCUUCUUUAAAAUGUUCGUAUUCAAAAGCUGGAUGUUCAAAUAAAUUGCAUUUACUGCUGAUGGAAAACAUCUUUGGCGGCAUGUUCUUCCUGCUUUAACUUGGUCACAUUGCAAAUAUCUGUAUGCAAGGAUGCUAAAAACCUUCUUUGUACAUUUCAUACGCAAGUCAUAAUUUAAAAAAACACCCACUUUGUAUAUUCUUGACAGUUUUUGUUGUGAAUCCAAGGCGAUAGUGAUUUUUCCAGGCUUGUUGUAAAUAGCUGUAGCCAGUCAAGCUACUUUACAGUUUCAUCUUCAUGCUUGUGUUUUAUUAACUUAUCACACAAUGUCUGUGUCAAAUCUGAAAAGAAAAUGAAUCAACAGUUUCCCAAAUUCAUGGGAGGACAGAAACUCUGCAGGAAUCAGCUUAGCUCAGCAGAAAGGCUAAAACAGCAGACAGUUCGCUAACCAUUACCUCUCAUGCUUGUUAAUUACCAAGCGUUCCUGCAUUCACUUAUUAACUGUAGGACUUUUGCUGUGAAUUUUUUUGAAAAGGUAGGCGAACUAUGAUCAGCUGGUCAGAGCCCUGAAGCUAAAUAUUGUUAGUGAAGAACAUGAGUUUUACAUUUUUUGUAGCUAAACAGACAGCUAGCUGUUUCCUGGUUUGAGUGCUUAUGCUGAGCUAAGUGAACCGUCACAUAUAUAAGAAAGAGAGAAAAUUUAUCUGUCAAACUGAGGAAAAGGUUAAAAGGACAUUUACUAUUUCUUGGAAGCCACACAAAGGAUUGUCAGAAAAAGUGGAACAAAGCAGAACAAAAUCGAUCCAGGCAGGUACACAAAGGCAGCAUUUAUCAUCCUCCCUCCUUGUUGACUGAUAGCAUUCAUUCAACUGCAGCUUAUGUGGCUGCGGGGUGACCUAUUGGUUAAAGUCCUGUCAUGGAGAGGCCGCAUGCUUGAUGCACAUGGCUGCCGUAUGAUCUGCUUCGUGUCCGUUGUGAGGACAUGGAAUUCUUAAAUGUGAAACCUGCCGCGGUGUAGCUGUUUAAACUGUAGCUUUCAACCAGCUGUUGAUAGUGAUGUCUUUGUACAGGUCUCAAAUGUACAGAUACAGGAGAUUGAGUUUUUCUGUUUUGCCACCAGAGUUCAUAUCGAAUGAUAAAAGCAUAUAUGUAAACUUUUUCUUUGGCAGGUAAUAAGAUAACCCUGGUGCAGUGUAGGUGUUGGUUUCAGCCCCUUCCAUGAUACACUAGUGUCUUUUUAAAUGCUUCUACCAGGGGCACCAAACUCAAUUCUUAUAUUUGACACUUAAAAAAACUUUCAAUCUUUUUUCUUAAAAUCAGGUUACACAGGAUAAAAUUUACCCAAAUCCAGCCAUCCAGAUUUUUUUGUAUAAACAAAUGGGAAAACACAUUGUUGCUGAUGUUUGACCUGUUUUUGAUCCAUGCUUUGCCAGAGGGUUUGAAGGUUUUUUAACAUUUGAAUAUUUGAUGUUGUUCCAAGCUUGCUUGAUUUAAACAUGUAUUAAUGUGAUUUAUUUAUUUGCUUCAACUGGCUUUUUUAUUUUUCUUGGGCAAUGGCGAGGGAAAAAAAAAUGAAACAGCUGUCAUUCAAGUCAUCUACUGUGAACUUCGCUGCCUGAGCAUGUUACAGAUAAACUGAAAAUGCAAAAUGGACAAAUCCAAUCAUGUGCCAUUUGGGGAAAACAAACCCUCCAAAGGAUAAGUGAAAAAAGAAAACUGCUAAAAAACAACCACAUCCAUAUCGGAAAACUGGUGUCCAAUAAAAGACUGAAAAUUAUGACAUGUAGAA
Messenger RNA from Xyrichtys novacula (pearly razorfish), 16234 nucleotides. The record is from the annotation of a GenBank genome assembly. Lineage: Eukaryota; Metazoa; Chordata; Actinopteri; Labriformes; Labridae.